This is a messenger RNA of Closterium sp. NIES-65, 1333 nucleotides long. The record is from the annotation of a GenBank genome assembly. NCBI's taxonomy places the organism in Eukaryota, Viridiplantae, Streptophyta, Zygnematophyceae, Desmidiales, Closteriaceae.
AUGGUCCUGCAUGCCGCAGAUGCAACCAGCAUGCCUGCUGGCGGAUGCCACACUCGCUACGUGUGCCCCUACAUCGACGACCUCGCCACGGCAACAAUCACGGAUACCACUUACACCGACUACACUUUCAUCGGCGAUUACCAGGGGCUGUUCAACGACCAGGGAGGGCAGUUCGAGCCACACCAGCGCGGAUCUGGUCCCGUCAAUUACGAGCGGUACACGGAGGUGGGGACCAUUUUCGACGUGGUGAAGGGCGUGUACGGUGACACGCUGCAGGAGUGCUGCCGCGCAUGCGCGCGCUCAACCUACUGCUACGAGUGGCAUUGGCUUAAGAACCCGCGUCUCGCCGGCGAGAACGCGAAUGUGCAGUGCUACCUGCUGGAGAAGAACGGCGGCUUGGGCACGUCGGGCUCUUUCAAGACGCCGUACGCGGGCGACGCGGCCACGCAGGUUGCGAACUCAGCGUCGUACCCGCUGAGCUUCGUCGAGGGGCUCUGCAACGGCACGGCGCUUGCACACAGGCGGCGGUCGCACACACCAUGCCUUUGCUUGCGCUGCACCUUCCGCAACCUUUCCUUCCACGCUUUCCUUCCUUCUGCCUUUCCCUGCCCGCGCCUUCCGCUUCCCGCGCCCCCGCCCUGCCCUCGCCUCGCCUUCCCCUGCCCUCCCAUUCCCCGGCCCCGCGCCUACCCCUGCCCGCGCCUCCCCUUCCCGCGCCUCCCCUGCCCGCCCCUCCCCCUUCCCGCGCCUUCCCUGGCCAUCGCCUUCCCCUGCCCGCGCCUCCCCCUUACCGCACCUUCCUCUGCCCGCGCCUACCCCUUCCCUUCCCCUGCUUUCCCCUGCCCUCCACCUUCCCCAAAUAUCUUCUUCCAUCUCACUGUCCUCACCUUCCCCUGCCCUCACCUUCCCCUGCCCUCACCUUCCCCUGCCCUCAUCUUCCCCUGCCUGCCCUCACUGCGCUCAUCUUAUCGUGCCCUCGCCGUUUUCUCGCCUGGGAUCCAGCUCUCUUCUGCAGCCCAAAGCCCACCGCUCUUCCACUGGAACCUCCCUGAAUAUAAUUCUCCGUGUCAUUGUCCGCAUCUCUCCCUGCCCACAUGCACGCAUGGCAGUCAGCUUAUGGCCUGGGUUCCUCCUCUCUGCUGCCGCCCAAAACCAUCUCCCUCCCUCCCGUGCAACCUCCCUCAUAUGGCAACCCUAUCGAUCUCACCCUCCCCAUUUUCCCCUACCCACCUCUGUGCCCCUGCCUACUUGUGCCUUCCUUCCCGCAUGGCACAUGCACGCAUGGCAGUCAGCCUACGGGCUGGACUCGCCCUCUCUGCUGCCGCCCAAUUCC